AGCUCUGUUCAUCUGGUAGCUGAAGUGACUUCAGUGUAGACAGUUGAGGUUUCCUACUCCAUUUUAAACCAGAACUUACCUCUCUUCUCCUUACAGCCAGGUGUAGCUCAGUUGAUGACAGUCCAUGUAUUUUGAAAAAUGGUAUGGGAAUCGUCUUGUAGUACUGAAGUGUUGCAGUGUUAUGAAUCAGAUCUGAUUUUGUGCAUUUUCCUCUUUCCUCUCUAGAUAACAGUGAACAGCAUUCCUUAUAAGGAGAGUCGUGGUAAGCUACUUACCACUCAGCCUGGAAGGAGUUUGAACAAACAAUCAUUUCCUCACUCAGCUUUAAAUAUAUCAACAUGUCUUGGAACAAAAGACUAUGGCCUGCAGAUUAAUCUAUAUCCAACAUUUGUGCUCAAAUAUUGCUGAGAUUGUGUGUUCACUGGUGCAGCACAGUUAGGAGCCAGAGUGUCAUUCAUGAUCUUCUCAUUUCAUGAGCACACUGUACACAGUUUUGUAUAUGAUCUGUUUCUUAUGUCAGCCUGGGGCCACCGUAGUUUGGAGAACCACAGCACAGUUCAUAAAUAAUAGUGCCGUGUACGGAAACUUCAAUAUACGCGAUUUACCAUUUUUAUUUUUGUCCCUGUAUUGUCCCUAACAGGUCUUUUUUCUCCUAGAAAGAAAGUUUCAUGUUACUAAUCCACUUUUUUAAAGGAAUUAUGACCAUAAUUUGCAGACUUCAGAUGAUCAGUUCCUUUCAGGAAAGUCCAACACCCGUUGCCUCAGUGUAGCAGAUGUUGACAGAGCAUGUGAAGUGUAGUGCAGUAGUGCAUUGCUUCAUGGUCUGCUGCGUCAUAUGACGUUGCACCAGAUUAGAGGCGGGUGCCUGUGUCCAAUAGCAGGCUGUGGGAGGCAGUGUGAGGUUAGAGAGGCGGGCUGUAGCAGCCAGCUGUUGGAGACACAACAACCACAAACGGCAUCUGCACUGCACUGCUGCAGGUGAUCAUUCAUUCAUCUAGUCCUCACUUCAUGACACAGCUCUCUGUUUCACAUCUCUAUUUCCCACAUUCUACCAAUUCAGAGAAAAGCCUUGGCGGAAAGGUCAAGACUUGAGCGCAGAAACAAAAAACAUGGGGAGGAAGAAAAUACAGAUUUCCAGAAUUGCAGACCAGAGAAAUAGAAAGGUGACCUUUAUUAAACGUAAGUUUGGUCUGAUGAAGAAAGCCUAUGAGCUGAGCGUGUUGUGUGACUGUGAGAUCGCCCUCAUCAUCUUCAACAGCACCAACCGCCUGUUCCAGUACGCCAGCACAGACAUGGACAAAGUGCUGCUCAAAUACACCGAGUACAGUGAGCCGCAUGAGAGCCGGACCAACACGGAUAUAUUGGAGACGCUGCGCAAGAAAGGUAUGGAUUUGGUCCACUCAGUGAUGAACAGUGAGGGGAUGAUGCAGGUGACUGUGGACAAAGAGCCGCUCAAUGAAGGUGUGGACCGUUCUGUGGCCCGCCAGCGCUGCCAUGCUCAGUCUCAGUUCCUGCCUGAGUUGCUGUUGCCAACCAGUGGUGACAGCGGCUUUACAAAUACAUCUGGACCCAAUAUGGGGUCGAACAGACCCGGAGGAUUCAAAACUCCGACCAGACCUGGAGUCACGAACUCUGCUGCGCUCAACUCACACAGUGCAUUCAUGUGUCCCCCCCCUGGUAUUGGCUCCUCACGCUUCUCCCACGGGAACUUCAAUCGAUACGUCGACGCAACAAUUCCUCUUCUGACUCACAGAGAUGUCCUUCCUCAGACUGUGGAUAAUCCUACAAGAAGUUUCCUGCGCCAGGAUCUCCAUGGCAACAGCUCAAUGGUGGCUGUGGGGAAGGCCGGACUGUUGGGCUACAAUCCCUGUGGACUUUCUUCUUCAGGAUCCUCUGAUUGCAACCUGCCAGACUUGUAUUCUGCAUCCACUUUUCCUCAAGGAGCCGUGAACCCCUGGUCCCAAGAACUUCAGGUGCCUCGAUUAAGCCUCGGUGGAGGGCGCUGCAACCCGUCUCACGCUCGCUCCUCAUCCUCGCCACGUCGGCCCGCUCUCAGCCUCAGCAUCAAAUCAGAGCGCAGCUCCCCUGAACUCAUGUCCUCACCUGCCUCUCCUCCUCCUCCUUCCACUCCUCCUCACCUCAGACAUUACAUCAGUUCAUCCUCUCACAGGCCUGCGGAGCCUCGACUGGCCAAUGAGGAGAAGAUGUUUGUGGAGGAGCCGGGACUGACGGACCUAAGUGGAGGCUGGCACAGAUAACUCAGAGCAGGCCUCUCCAGUGUGACCCAUAAAGAGAUGUCGACUAUACCUUCAUCUUGAAGUGGAACGUUUUUUUUUUCUCCUUUCAGUUUUGAGCAACAACUUAUCUAGCGUGUUUCAGACAGCGAUAACGGGGCUUCCUAUGUUUGAAUUUCACCGUUCAUUUUCAAAUAAUUGUGCAAAAAAGGCAGACGAGGCUUGUGUUUUUUACGUUGGUAAAAUAUGACAAAAAAAUAUGUUUUGACGUAGAGUUUUAAGUCAUUGGGAGGGCUGCUGUAGCCCAGUAUCCCUGGGCACAUUGAAGGAAUGGAAGAAAGUAAAGCUACAGUUUGAAGACAUUUAAACAACCCACAAACCUGCACCCUCUAUGGUCAGGUAAACUGCCAGUUUGAUGAUGUAAAGGUACCUUAAGUUUCACCUUCCAAAAUGUUCUGUUACCUAAAGCAAGGCUGCUUUAUCAUGGGACCAAAUCAGAUCCAUGUGCACUGUAUCACCGAAACACAGUGAUGAAAACACGGAAGACUCUUGUUACACCAUCACCAUGACAACUUUUGA
Messenger RNA from Synchiropus splendidus (mandarinfish), 2813 nucleotides. RefSeq names its product myocyte enhancer factor 2b (gene mef2b). Gene Ontology annotation, molecular function: DNA-binding transcription factor activity, RNA polymerase II-specific; protein dimerization activity; RNA polymerase II cis-regulatory region sequence-specific DNA binding. The coding region runs from base 1110 to 2258 and encodes 382 amino acids. The record is from RefSeq and is a predicted model, not a curated record. Lineage: Eukaryota; Metazoa; Chordata; Actinopteri; Syngnathiformes; Callionymidae. Gene Ontology annotation, biological process: positive regulation of transcription by RNA polymerase II. The transcript is spliced from 10 exons.